CCGGUUAUUUAAAAAAAAAUGUUUACUAACCCGUGUUUGUUGUGACGUCUGUAAAAAUGGCGGGGCUAAUGCUAACCAGUUAAGAUAGCAAGCAAACCCAGGCUCAGGAUUUAUCUCGAUUUCUGUUUUACUGCUGGCAGGGAAACAGGCAGCCAUGGCCAACCAAUCAAUGGAAAUCAUAGCGAAGGUUUUGGAGCAGUCAGCUAAGCUGGUGGAGGAGCAGGUGGAUGCACAGUUGUCCAAGCUGAAUGAAAUGGAUGAAGAUGACUUGGAACGGCUGAAGGAGAGACGAUUGGAGGCACUUAAAAAGGCCCAAAAACAGAAGCAGGAGUGGUUGUCCAAAGGGCAUGGAGAGUACAGAGAAGUAGCCAGUGAGAAAGACUUUUUCAGCGAGGUGAAAGACAGCAAGAAUGUUGUCUGCCACUUCUACAGAAAUUCAACCUUCAGGUGUAAGAUCUUCGACAAACACUUGGGCAUCUUGGCAAAGAAGCAUGUUGAGACUAAAUUCAUCAGACUGAAUGCAGAAAAAGCCCCAUUUCUGACAGAGAGGCUGCGCAUCAAAGUUAUUCCAACUCUGGCUUUGCUUAAUGACGGAAAAACAAAGGACUAUGUGGUCGGAUUCACCGACCUGGGAAACACAGACGAGUUUACCACAGAGAUGCUUGAGUGGAGGCUCGGCUGUGCGGAUGUUAUUAACUACAGUGGUAACCUGAUGGAGCCCCCAACAGUGACGCAGAGAUCAGGAACCAAGUUCACAAAAGUGGAGAAGAAAACCAUCAGAGGGCGAGGUUAUGACUCUGAUUCUGAGUCUGAAGAUGACUGAAGAGUCAGGACAGUUGUCGGGUUUUCACUCUCAGGGCUACCUCAUUAAUAAAAGUCCAGCAGACAGCCCACUUCAUUUUUUUCAAGUCUCUUUUUAUCAGUGACUUUAUUCAUUGAUAUAUUUUUUUAAUCAACCUGAUCCACUGAUUUAUUUUAUUAAAAAGAGCAUGUUUGUUUCAGCCUUCUUUAAGGACUUGUCCGCCAUGGUUUAUAUUUGAAUAUCUAAGUGAUGAAAGACGUGGUUCACGAACAAGGAAACAUUACACUGAGUGACUGCACCAACUGUGUGGAUCUACUAGCUCUUAGCUGUGUUGUGUGGUUUUUUUUUUCUCUUGUUCUUAAUUUACAGGCGUACCCAUUUUUUGUAGACAGCUCAGUUUCAUGCACUUUCGUAACUUUGUAAGUCUUGUGUUAGAACACAGUUCAUGAUGCAUGAGUGCCAAGAUGAUCUUUAAAGAGCAAAAUACAUUUUUACAUGACAUUUCAUGGUAGCAAGAGUUUGAACUAAUGCAGACUUAAUAAAAAUAAAAGAAUUAAA
Molecule: messenger RNA, 1360 nt
Organism: Archocentrus centrarchus (flier cichlid)
Lineage: Eukaryota; Metazoa; Chordata; Actinopteri; Cichliformes; Cichlidae
Gene: txndc9
Product: thioredoxin domain containing 9
Exons: 5
Coding region: 155-823 (222 amino acids)
Source: RefSeq, a predicted model, not a curated record